GGCGGCCCUUCCCGCCGCCCGGGCCCCGCUCUGCGUCACUCGCCGGGCGCCGGGGACCGGCAGGCGGGACGGAGUGAGGCCAGCGGCGAGGGAGAAGCUAUUAUGGCUGCUACAGUGAACUUGGAGCUUGAUCCCAUCUUUUUGAAAGCCCUGGGCUUCCUUCAUUCAAAGAAUAAGGAUUCUGCUGAAAAGCUAAAAGCUCUGCUUGAUGAGUCUUUGGCCAGAGGAAUUGAUUCAAGCUAUCGUCCUUCACAAAAGGAAGUAGAGCAACCCAAAGUGUCUAUUACCAAACCAGUUUCCAAUAAGCAGGAGCCUAAAGCUUUGUCCAGUCUGCCUUCAGGCAACAAUAAUGGCAAGCCCAUCACAACAGAAAAGGUGAAAAAAGAAACAGAGAAGAGGACUGCUGAUAAAAUGAAAGUGGAAAUUGGUGAAGGAGUUGAUGUUCCAAAGAAACCCAGGAUAGAGAAGCAAGAGGCUCGUUCAUCCCCUAUCACAGUCCAGACUAGCAAGGAUUUAUCCAUGCCUGAUCUGUCUAGUUUUGAUGAAACCAGUGCUGAUGAUUUUGCCAUGGAAAUGGGCUUAGCCUGCGUUGUUUGCCGGCAAAUGACAGUUACUUCUGGAAAUCAGUUAGUAGAGUGUCAGGAGUGCCAUAAUCUCUAUCACCAGGAUUGUCAUAAACCUCAGGUGACAGACAAAGAAGUCAAUGAUCCUCGCCUCGUGUGGUAUUGUGCCCGCUGUACCAGACAGAUGAAGAGAAUGGCUCAAAAGACUCAGAAACCACCUCAGAAACCAGCUCCUGCAGUAGUUUCAGUAGCACCAACUGUGAAAGAUCCAUUGGUAAAGAAACCUGAAAUUAAGCUCAAGCUGGAUACCCCAACAACUUUCCUAGCAUUCAAGAGGACAGAAGUCAAGACCACAGCAGCAAUUUCGGGGAACUCAGCCGGUACCAGCGUUUCCUCUUCAGCAACCAGUGGCCUUACUGGAUGGGCGGCUUUUGCAGCCAAAACCUCCUCCACCAGUCCAUCAACCAUCAAACUGGGAUCAACAGCACAGAGUACCAGCGGAAAACCUGCAGCCUCCUCUAAUAACCAGAAACCUGUGGGUUUGUCAGGGUUAACAACAUCUAAAACAGGGCUCGGGUCAAAAAUAGCUUCCAGUAACAAUAACACAAACCCUGUUCAACUAAAACCUCUUCCAUCUCUGACCUUGGGGAAAACAGGUCUGAGUCGUUCAGUGAGCAGUGACAAUGUCAGCAAAGUAGGUCUUCCUAGUCCUAGCAGCACGGCCCCAGGCAGCAGCAGCAGCCAGGUUAAUAGUGGGAAUGGAAGCAGUAGCACAACAGGUAACAGCGGGAGCAGCACCAGCAAAUCAAGUGCAGAUUCUGGCAAUCAGUCACUGUCCCUAAAAGGCCCGACUUCUCAGGAAUCACAGCUCAAUGCUAUGAAAAGGUUACAAAUGGUCAAGAAGAAGGCUGCCCAAAAGAAACUGAAGAAGUAAUAGAGCUGUCUGUUAAUCUUGUUUCUGUGUUUCUUCAAAACAAAAAUAUAUGUGAAGUAUAACAUAAAUCAUUUAAUAAAUAUCCAUGCAGC
Messenger RNA from Gopherus evgoodei (Goodes thornscrub tortoise), 1589 nucleotides. RefSeq names its product integrator complex subunit 12 (gene INTS12). The record is from RefSeq and is a predicted model, not a curated record. NCBI's taxonomy places the organism in Eukaryota, Metazoa, Chordata, Testudines, Testudinidae. The transcript is spliced from 7 exons. Bases 103 to 1497 code for a protein of 464 amino acids. Gene Ontology annotation, cellular component: integrator complex. Gene Ontology annotation, biological process: snRNA 3'-end processing.